AUGAUUUUUUGGAUUGAUAGCACUAGCAUAUAUGAUUGUAGAACCUAUAGUCUCAUAAAACCACAGUAAUAUGAUGUUGCUAUAAUUUUGGAUUACAUCAAAUAGGAUUAGUAGUAAAAUAGAAUUGAUUUAAAGGAGAAAUUGCCAAAAUUAUUAAGAACUCUUGCUCUAUUGCUUGUCAUCCAUAAUAAAAAAGAUAUUUUUCGACUUUUACAGAUUUUAGCAUCCAAAGAUUUUAAAUACACCAAACUUUAUAAUGACUUUAUGAAUAAUCCUGCUGCUUAAUGGUAUAUUGAAUAGAUGAAGGUAGAAUAAGUUUAAAUGAUAAUGAAUCAAUAUAUUUUAGGAGAGCAUAAGUUUCUUGAAGGUUUUUUUCAAAAACUCACCAAUUCGUACGAAUAAUUUAUACAGAAAUAGCAAAAUGAGCAAGGAACUCCUGAAUUUAAUCAGUAAAUAGAAGUGCCAUAAAAUUAAGAUUUAACAUCAGCCAAUAAAAUGAAAGACAAAUCUUAACAGAAAUAAUAAUAAGAAAACUAAAUAAAUUAAAAUUAAGGUUCUAAAAGUUAAAUUUUGGACUAAAACUAUUAAAGAAAAAAGAGUGCUGAAGAAAUAAACCUUGAAAAAGAUUCAUAAUCAUCUACAUUAAAAUAAAAGAAUGAGAUUAAAAGUGCUUAAGAUACAAAAAGUUUAAAUCAAAUGACAAAUAAAGAGCCAGCUUAAAAGACAACAUAGGAUCUUGGAUAAUAAUAAUAGUUAAAUAAAGAAAGGAUAUCAAAAUCAACUAUAGAAAUAGAAGAUAAGCCUCAACAAUAGUAACAACAAUAAAAUGAAUAAUAAAAUAAUAAAUAAAAAAUAGUUUAGCAGCAAUAAUCGGGGACAAAAAUUUAGAAGGAAUAAAAUAAUCAAGAUAAUCAAAAAGGACCAUAUUUUUCAGAACAGCAAAAAAUUUCAUUAGAAUCACUUUGUAAAGAUGACAAACCAGACUAAAAAAUGCUUGAAAUGGCGAAAAUAUUAUCAGAAAAAGCUUAGAAAAAGUCAGCCUAUUCUCCAUUGUAAUCUCCUUCGAAAUUUAAACCAAAUCCAAAACCAUUAGAAAAAAUAACAGAAAAAGUAGAGAAAAGAGUCAAUAUAGAAUAAAAAAUAGCAAAAAAGUUUAACUAAGAACCAGAAAAAAUAUUCUCAUAUAUUGAUACUUUAACUGAGAAGGAAUAAUAAGAUUUCGAUUUCUCAGAAGAUACAGAAUUAAUUAAAUUAUUUGAUUUACUAAAAGAGAAAUGUGAAUAAACUUAUUGGUGGUCUAAAUUUUAAGAUAAAUGCCAUUAGGCAAUGAUGGAUAAAGAACUUGAGAUGAUAAUGUUUGAAAAAUUACCUAUAUUAAUGAAAAGAUGGGCAAUCAAAACAGGGAAAAAUGUUACAGAGAUGGAAAGAAAUCCUAAUAGAAGACAUAGAACUCCUAUUUAAGAAACAAAGAACACAUUAUUAGACUAUUCAGAUCCAGAAGAGAUGACAAAAGAAAUAAUUCAUAUUCCUUAAACUUCAGAAACAUAAGAAAAGAAAAAGUAAAGUUUUGACAAUUAAAAAAUAGAUGAAAAAGCUAAUUCAGAAUCUAAUGAGUUUAUCAAUAAUAAUGGGAUUAAUAAAUUAUCACAAUAGAAUGAAUAAGUGAUAAAAUACUAGAUUAAUAAUGAACAAGAAGAGAGCAUAAAAUAAAAUUAGAAAAAUCAAAUUAAAACAACAUCUGAAUUGUAAUAAUUUCAAAAUUAGAAAUAUGCAUAAGAUAAUUUAAAUAAGGAAAUCAAUAAUUUUACACCCAGAUUUGAUGAUGAUGAUGCCUUUAAUAAUUAGAAUUAAUCGAUUUUGGUUGAGUAAGAAUUAUUACUCCAAAAUGAGAUCUAAGAAGUAACUCCAUAUUAAAUUAUUGAUAUUGAUGAUGAGAUAUUGUGUAAGAGCUUUCCAGUAGACAACCAAAAGAAUUAGUAAUCUAAAGUAAUUAAAACAGUUGCAAAUAGAUUAAAUUAAGAAAUUCCUAAUUUUAGAUAGCAUUAAUUUGAAAUUCCUAAUAAAUAAUAUUCACAAUAAGAGAACUCAUUCUAGAAUAAUACAGAAAAGCAAAAGAAUGUGAUAUUUAUUGAUUCUGCAAAUGAUGAAAUCAUAUAAUGCAAGAAAUCACAAUUACCAGUACCUCAAUAACAAACUAUAUAAAUUACUGAAGAUUGCAUAGAAAUUUUAAAUUAACCUAUUACAAAGAGUAAUAUAUUUUAUCCUCCUAUCUAAUAAGACUUCAGUUAAAAUAAUGAUGAUAUUGAUAGACUGUUUUAAAAUGAUAAUGAUAUUUCAAGUCCAGAUUCAAUGGUAAGUUCAUCAUCAAUUUUGAUAAGUGAGUAAAGUAGCAUUUAAUUUGAAGAAGUUUAAAUAAAUAAAAACUAAUAUGAGAUUAAGGAGUAAAUAAAUCCCUAAAAAAAUAAGGAUAUUAUAAAAGUACCAGAAAAAGUCUAAGAGAAAUAAGAUGUAAGAGAAAAUAGAGAAGAGGAAUAAAAAUCUAGGGAGAAAAAAACAUCAGAAUCAGAUAUAGAAAUCAAAGAUAAGUCAAAACAUAAGAGUAACAAGAGACAAAGUUCAAAAGAUAAAAAUGAAAAUUAAAAAGCUAAGAGUAAAAGAAAAGAUUCUAAAAACGACGAAAAGGAUAAAAGCACAGCCAAAAGCUCAUCAUAAAAUAAGGAAAAAGUAAAAGAAAAAGAAAAGAACAAAGAGAGUAAGAUAAGAAAAAGCAGUGAAAAAAAAAAUAAUUAAGAUAUUUUAAAAAUGAUGUAAGCAGAGAAAGAUGCUAAAGAGAAAUAGAAAGAGGAAUUGAAGAAGAAGGAGAAAGAUAAAUUACAUUAAGAAAAUAUCAAGAAAGCUGAAUAAAGGCUAGAAAAAUUGAGAACAGAAGAAAUAGAAUUUUAGAAAGAAUAAAAUUUUCUUUAAUAACAAUCCAAAUUGAAUGAGAUUGAACCUGGGGAAAUAAAACAAUAUUAACAAAGGAAUUAAUAAUAGCCUUUUCAAUAACCACAACAAUUACCACAAUAACAAUAAAACUGUAAGAAUUUCAUUCAAAUUCAUGAUCAAAAUUAAGGAUAAAAGUCAUAAGAAAGAUAAAUUUUUGAUCCAUAAAAUGUGAAUACUAAUUAAAAAUAUUAUCAAUACAAUUAGUAAAUGAUAUAAAAAGCAUAGGAAAGCUAGUAAAACGCCAAUCGACCAUAAUAACUUAAUUAAAGUCAGGAAAAAUCUGUACCUUACAUUCCUGAUUAAAAAGGCUAAUAAAAUAAUUGGGAGUAUUAAAAAAGUUAGCAAGCAAAUUAGUAAAACCUGAAUCAAUAUGAUAGAUAGCAAAAAAAUUAAAUUAACCCAACAGAAUAAGUUCCUAUUUAGUAAAAUUAAUAUUAAAGACCAAAUAGUUAUGCAUUUCCAUUAGAAUAAUAUGGUAUCUAAGAAUUCUUAACAAAAAAAGAUUAGGCAAUUUAGAAAAGUGCAUAAAAGUCAAUUGUAAACCCAGUGUAAUAUGAUCUUGCUUAAGCACAACCUCCAAUUGCUAAUUAAGGGAAUUAUCAAAUGCAACCAUAAUAGUACCCAUAAAACUAUCAGUAGGCAUAGUUUUAAACAUAAUAAUAAUAGUAACCCUUUUAAUAAUAGUAAUUCUAUAAUUAAUAGAAGCCAAGAGAUAAAAAAUUUAGAAACAAUUAACCCCACUAAUAAGAUUUCUAUAGACAAAAGCAAUAGUAUCCAAAUCAAUAAGAACCUCACGUUUAAAAAUAAAGAAAAUACAAUCCUAAUAAUGAAUACCAUGAAAAUAAUUAAAGCUUUAAUUAUAUCCCAGGAUAACAGCCUAAUAUGAACAUUUAGCCUUACCCUUAUCACAAUUAAGCGAAUGAUCAUUAAUAUGCUAAUCAGAGUCCAUUUCCAUUUCCUAAUGGUCAAAAUUAUUCAUCAAAUUAACCAUCUAAACAACAAAUGUUUGAAUUUUUUUGUUAGAUGUUCUAUGAUAAAUUUCAGUAACCAGAAUGA
Paramecium tetraurelia is the source of this 4041-nucleotide messenger RNA. RefSeq lists its product as uncharacterized. NCBI's taxonomy places the organism in Eukaryota, Ciliophora, Oligohymenophorea, Peniculida, Parameciidae. The transcript is spliced from 2 exons. The record is from RefSeq and is a predicted model, not a curated record.